Messenger RNA from Pangasianodon hypophthalmus (striped catfish), 2543 nucleotides. RefSeq lists its product as uncharacterized. The coding region runs from base 47 to 778 and encodes 243 amino acids. NCBI's taxonomy places the organism in Eukaryota, Metazoa, Chordata, Actinopteri, Siluriformes, Pangasiidae. The transcript is spliced from 2 exons. The record is from RefSeq and is a predicted model, not a curated record. Gene Ontology annotation, molecular function: GTP binding.
UUUUAAAAACUAACACUAAAGGAAGACACUAUCAACUGCAACAACAAUGGCUGUCUCUGGUAAAUAUCCAUUGCGCUUGAUCCUCCUGGGCAAGACAGGGGUUGGCAAAAGUGCCACAGGAAAUAUCAUUCUGGGAGAGAAAGUAUUCAGGUCUGAAGCUAGAGCCAUGUCUGUUACACAGGAAUGCACAUCUGAAACAAGAAUAAUCAACGAACAAAGUAUUACAAUCAUUGACACACCCGGUUUAUACGACACAACAAUGUCUUCUGAUUUCAUUGUAAAAGAGACUGUGAGAGGCAUGCAACUGGUAGCUCCUGGUCCUCAUGCAUUUCUUCUUGUGCUUGAUGUGAGGCGUCACACUGAAGAGGAGAGAAACACUGUCAAGAAAUUUCAAGAAAUCUUUGGUGGUGAUGUGUGCAAGCAUAUGAUUGUGGUGUUCACUCAUGGAGACGAUCUUGAGUUUGAUAAUAAAACCAUAGAACGCUACAUCAAUGAGGCUGGGCCUCACCUUCAGGACCUGAUAUAUACAUGCGGACAGAGGUACCAUGUGUUUAACAACAGGUCGCAGGACCGCACGCAGGUAGUUCAAUUCCUGCAGAAGAUUAACAAUAUGCUGAGUGAAAAAAAUCAUAGUUACUAUAGCUAUGAACUGUUUACAACAGCAGAAGCUCUCAAAAAGGCGGAAGCAAAUCAAAGAGAGUGGGAAAAAAAAUUUGCAGCUUUGGAGAGUGAAGUGCGGGCUAUGAAUGAAAAAAACAGCUUAUGCAUUAUACUAUAGUGGAGAAUGUAUGAUAAUAAUAUCCUUUAGAAAGACAAAAUAAGAGAAUAUAAAAAAAUGAAUUUUGAAGUAUGUAGUUAAGAAAAACAAAGAUACUGAUAAAUUUUCUUUGUUCUAAAGUUCUACAAUUAUAAGGAUCUUUCCAUCUAACUGUAUUUGAUUUCAGGUGUUACUGUAAGCAUUGAUGAUCUGUUUUUUUUUUACUAUUGAUUAUGUAUAUCAUAUAGAAUACUGUAUACUACAAUGUGGUAUAUUCUAUAUACGAGAGAUUAUUUUAGCACAGCAGCAACCCAAAUUUCAGUUUCAAGCUGUUUCAAGAUGUUUUAAGGGAAAGUACUACAGCACAUACAGAAUUGUAAGGGAGAGUACUGUGUAACAUGAAGGGAAAUUUUUGUCUUACAGAUCACCAGAUUUUAUAAAAAUCAUUAGUUCAUUAGUAAAAUGCACAUUGUCAAAAAUGACAAGUUUGCAUUUGAAUUUAUCCAUCAAUCAGUGAACAGCAUCCUGAGAGAAAGAUAUGCUGAAAGUCUAAUGCUUUAUCUUUCUUUCUGUGUAAUUUGGAUAAUGGUGUCAGGGAUGAAUUUUCUAAAAUGCCUGGUUAUAAAAUGUUUCAAAUUGGCUGAUAAAAGUAGAGAGGAAAACUUCAGUAUGGGGGAAAUCAGUUUUCAAACUAUUUAAUGACAGAUUAGGGAGGAAAGUUAUCAUUAUGUGGUAGAUUAUGUGCAGUACUGUGCAAAAGUCUUAGUUAGCCUACUUAUUUUAUACAAAUUUCAUCUUAGUUGUUUAUUUUAGGACUUCUGCAAUACUGAGUCCCAACAUUACUUGAAAAAUGUUUGUAUGUCAGUAAAGAAAGUAACAUAUCAUGUAAUAGUCCACUAUAAAAUAAUGCUGGCUGUCAGUGAUUCCUGCAAAACAGAAGCAAGUGCAAAAGUCUUAAAUUCUUAGAAAAACUUACCAACCAAUAUUCUACUCAUGCAUUUUUAAAGACAAGGUGUUCUCAGGCCAAAUAUUGGCCUUUUGUUAGUUUAAUACUGUAUACUGCUCUUUAUAGUACAUUUUCUUUUAAUGUAGAAAUAAUGUUCAAUUAAUGUUUCAUUUAAUUUUAAUGUUAAAUUUCAUUAUUUUGAAGGCAACUUUGAUUUACAGCAUUUCUUUACAUGCUGAAGACUUUUGUCCAGCACUGUAUGUAAUGUAUCAUGUAAUAUAAUUUAAUGUUGUACAAACAAUAUAAGGGGUAUUUAUUUUAGAAGUGCCUACAAUCCAAAUGGCAGUUUAAGUGGUUUCAGGUGACAUGAGAACAUACAAGAUGGGGAGGAAAAUUUUGAUCAUAUUACAAACUGUAUAUACUUUUCCAGAACUUGGCCCAGAUUUGUUUUGAUAGCUUCUUGCUCUUCAUGAUGUUGCUUGAUAUUGAUAUGUUCACUAAUAAACUGGGGUAGUUAUAUUAAGAUUAUGGGACACUUAUAAAAGUUGAUUCCAUUCAACUAAUUAUGUGACUCUGGAUGGCAAAUGGUUGCACUGGAAUUAAUUUUGGAGUAUCGUAGCAACAGGGAUUAAUACUUAGGCAAUCACAGCUUUUAUGUUUUUUAUGUGUUUAAAAAAAAAAAAAAAACUGUAUUGAUCCAGAAUAUUUUGUGAACGUUAACUGUAUAUAACCUCGAUAAAGUCCAUUUCUAUUCCAGGUUGUAACUCUAUAAAAUGUGUUUAUUAUUUAUAAAUGUGUUACGUGUUAGUAUUUAUGCUAACACACUUACCUAACAUGACA